Molecule: messenger RNA, 2542 nt
Organism: Solea senegalensis (Senegalese sole)
Lineage: Eukaryota; Metazoa; Chordata; Actinopteri; Pleuronectiformes; Soleidae
Product: annexin A6-like
Exons: 25
Coding region: 184-2181 (665 amino acids)
Biological process (GO): regulation of muscle contraction; apoptotic signaling pathway; plasma membrane repair
Cellular component (GO): focal adhesion; cytoplasm
Molecular function (GO): calcium channel activity; ligand-gated monoatomic ion channel activity; calcium-dependent phospholipid binding
Source: RefSeq, a predicted model, not a curated record
CUGCAGACAGUCGCUGCGUCACGGAGAAGAGCUAACGGGACACUCUGAGUUAUACAGAGAGACGCACAGAGACGGACAGACGGACAGGCGGACCGUGUUAGCGGGGACAGAGCAGAGACAGCAGAAUAAGGCCCCAAACUAUUGAUUCCUGCACAGUGUUGACACACAAGACCAAAUAUAGAGAUGGUGUUCAGAGGCACAAUUACAGAUGCUCCAGACUUUGACCCCAGCGCUGAUGCUGAGGCUCUUUACAAUGCCAUGAAAGGCAUGGGUAGUGACAAGGAAGCCAUCUUGGACCUGGUCACCUCAAGAAGCAGUGCACAGAGGCAGGAAGUCAUUGCAGCAUACAAGUGCAGCUUUGGAAAGGACCUGAUUGAAGACUUGAAGUAUGAGCUGACUGGCAAAUUUGAGCGUCUCAUCGUCAGUUUGAUGAGAACUCCAGCCUACCAUGACGCCAAAGAAGUCCAUGAUGCAGUCAAAGGAGCUGGAACAAACGAGAAGUGCCUGAUUGAGAUCUUGGCAUCGAGAAACAACAAACAGAUACAAGACAUGGUUGCAGCAUACAAGGAUGCCUAUGGCAGAGACAUGGAGGGGGACAUAAUCAAGGACACUUCAGGUCACUUUAAGAAGAUGCUGGUUGUUUUAAUGCAGGGGACCAGAGACGAGUCAGGAGUGGUGGAUGCAGACUUGGUGGAGCAGGAUGCACAAGACCUGUACUCUGCAGGAGAAGAGCAGUGGGGGACUGAUGAGGCCAAAUUCAUCAUGAUCCUGGGAAGCCGCAGUGUGACCCACCUUCGCAUGGUUUUCGAUGCGUACGAGAAGAUCGCAGAAAAGUCCAUUGAGGACAGCAUAAAGAAUGAGUUAUCUGGAGACUUUGAGAGGCUGAUGCUGGCUGUUGUCCAGUGCAUAAGGAGCGUUCCCAUGUUCUUUGCCAAGUGCCUUUACAAGUCAAUGAAGGGUCUCGGAACAGUGGACAACACCUUGAUUAGGAUCAUGAUUUGUCGAUCUGAAAUAGACAUGUUGGAUAUUCGAGAGUUUUUCCGCCUCCGAUAUGAGAAGUCACUUUACAACAUGAUUAAGGAUGACACAUCAGGCGAUUACAAGAGGACUCUGCUUAAUCUGUGUGGAGGAGAUGAUGACUUAGCUGGAGAGUUCUUCCCUGAAGCUGCUCAGUUAGCCUACAAGAUGUGGGAAUUAAGUGCCAUGGCCAAAGUCCAGCUGAGGCCAACAGUUCACCCCUCAACCAAUUUUGACCCUGCUGCUGAUGCCCAAGCACUGAGGAAAGCCAUGAAGGGAUUUGGAACAGAUGAAGAUGCAAUUAUUGACAUUGUUGCGCAGAGAAGCAAUGCUCAGAGGCAAGAGAUCAGACAAGCAUUCAAAUCCUUACUGGGAAGGGAUCUAAUGAAAGACCUGAAAUCUGAACUGUCCAAGAACUUAGAGAGGCUGAUCAUUGGGCUGAUGAUGACUCCUGCAGAUUUUGAUGCCAAAAUGAUGAGGAAGGCAAUGGAGGGCGCUGGGACAGACGAACACUCUCUCAUUGAGAUCCUGGUCACCAGGAACAAUGAGCAAAUACUUGCCAUGAACGCUGCCUAUCAGGACGCCUAUAAGAAGUCUCUGGAGAACGCCAUCCAGUCAGAAACAUCAGGCCACUUCUGCCGCAUCCUUGUUUCUCUUGUACAGGGUGCGAGAGAGGAAGGCCCUGAAGAUGUGGAAAGAGCCAAUGCAGAUGCUCAGGAACUUGCUGAGGCAUGCAAUGCAGACUCUGAUGAUAUGGAGAUGAAGUUCAUGAGUAUCCUGUGCACCAGGAGCUUCCCCCAUCUCAGGAGAGUAUUCCAGGAGUUUGUAAGAUACACCAAUAAGGACAUUGAACAAAUUAUCAAAAAAGAAACGUCUGGGGAUGUGAGAAAUGCCUUUUUUGCUAUAGUCCGCAGUGUGAAGAAUCAGCCCUCUUAUUUUGCCGACCGUUUGUACAAAGCCAUGAAGGGCCUCGGCACAGAUGACAGAGCGCUGAUUCGCAUUAUGGUGUCCCGUAGCGAGGUCGACCUUUUCAACAUUCGCAAAGAGUUCAAGGACACACAUGAAGUCUCCCUCCAUGAAUUCAUCCAGGUAGAAACUAUGCUUAGUGACACAUCAGGAGACUACCGUAAAACCCUGCUGCUGCUCUGUGGAGGGGAAGAUUAAACCGCGCACGUCCAUGCAGCUUUGUUCACAGGUUUCUGUGACAAAUCACGAGUCGCAGAGUGAAACUGUGGCAUUAAACGUCAGCAUCUAUUGUUCUCAACUGCUGCCACUCCUUAGCCAAACAGAGUGACCUCCCAGCCCUCCAUGCCAGUUAUCUGCUCUAACAUUGGAUCGUCCUGUAAAUCCGGAUGAUGUCUUUCUUUUUUUACAAAGUCAUACGUAACUUUAAGAUGUCCUAAAUAUCACUUGAACACCAUAUUUCAGACUAGUAAGUGCUUAAGCAGUGCCUUUAGAUUGUUGGCAAUCCAAUGAUUACUGUGAUUGUAAGCUGUCCGAUCAAUAAAAUUAAACUGUGUCUCUA